AGCUAAAAACGCUCUCAUUAAUAAUUAAAAUAAAGAGAAGCACUUAGAACGUCUUUAGGUGCAUCUGCUAAUUUCUUAAUAGUUGUUGUUUUUAAGUGUGUUUUUGCCAUGGAUAAUGAGGAUACUGAUAACAUGGAAAAUAGUAAUGUCAUUAUAAGUUCAACCCAGCCAAACCAAUUGAAAAGAUGGUGGAAAAGUCGCACAAAAAACGAAAGGAAACUCACAUUUACUAUUCUAGGGAUAAUCGUGACUGGUUUGUUAACUUUGGCGGUCUAUUUUUACUUGUUUUAUGAUAAGAACACCUUAUGCAUAAGUGCGGACUGUCAAGAGGCCGCCUUGCAAAUAUCCAACUUUAUCGACGAAACCAGCAGGCCCUGUGACGACUUUUAUCAAUUUGCAUGCGGGAAAUUCUUGAGAAAUAAUUCGUUCGACGAGCCCCACGUCUUGCAAUCCGUACAAAUUCAAAUGAGAGAGGAGAUUUUAACGGAUAUCAGUAAAAUGUUAGAAGAACCUCCAGACCCUUCAGAUAUGCCAUCACUAAAUUUGGCCAAAAAGUUUUACAAGUCUUGCAUGAACGAGCAGGCCAUCGACAGGGCCGGAUUGGGGUAUAUCCGCGAGAUAUUUAAACAAAUGGGCGGUUGGCCUAUAGUAGAGGGUGAAGAAUGGAAGCAAGAAGCCUUCCAGUGGCACAAAUCCAUAAAUAACUUGCGUAAAAUCGGCGCGAAUUUCGAUUUUUUCUUUAAUAUUAGCAUUGACGUGGACAGGGAGCGUCCGGACAAGUAUAUAAUCGCGAUUCACGAUAGAUUCUACAGUCCAUCCGAACUUAGCGCCGACUCCAAAUCACUUUACUUAGACUAUAUGGUGAAUGUAGCCUCACAGUUUGGCCCAAGGGUUGAAGAUUUGAGGAAAGAUAUGAGUGACGUAUUAGAGUUUUUGUUGAGGUUAGGAAUGAUUUCCGAAGAAUCUCAGCGAACCAAUCGGUCCAACCUGUAUUAUCCCUGUAGUUUAACUGAAAUCACCGAGAAAUAUCAUACGAUCCGUUGGGUGGACGUUAUACAAGGUGCCCUCGGAAAAUCCACCGAUUUAAGGAUCGAAGAUGUUGUCAAUAUCGCGGAUCCCGUAUAUUUGGCCAAAUUGGAGUUUUUGUUAGGCAAAACUGAUAAAAGGGUGAUGGCGAACUUUAUGGGCUGGCGUAUCAUCCAAUCCCUAAUCAACUUCCUGCCAUCCAAGAUCCUGGACCGGGCUUACGAGUUUCUCCAGAAAAUCGACAAUAACCAACAAACUCCUUUGAUGAAAGAGCCAAGAUGGCGUACCUGCGUUAAGGCGUCCAGAGAUAGGCUGAGCCCCCCAAUUAACGUCGGCUACAUCCAGAGACACUUCAGCGACCAACUGAAACGUAACGUGAGCGAUUUGAUUCGGAACGUGAAGCACCAGUUUAAGAAAACGUUAUUGAUGAUGAACUGGCUAGAUGACGAAACUAGGGCGAAAAUUAAACAUAUGUUAGUGGCCAGCGUGGUGAGGAUGUAUUCGGACUUGGACGUAUUGAAUGUGGUGAAGGAGAGUAAGAUUUUUGAUUUGGUUAAAAUCGAGGACCAGAAUCCUUUGAAGGCUGUUUUGGAUUUAAACUUGAUUAACAUGGACCUGCACUACGCUCUUUUAAGGCAAAAAGUCCAAGAUGAGUGGAUUAAGAGUCAAACUUUUAUUGAUGGCCUUAAAGUGGUUUAUUCGCCUGCAGAAAACGCCCUUAAAUUUCCGCUGGGUCUAUUCAGAGGUCUAUUCUACCAAUCGAACCGUCCAGAGUACAUGAACUACGGCCUCCUAGGUACCAUUCUGGCUCACCAAAUUGCCCAUAUAUUUGUCGAAGCUGAGGGUGAGCUGGUAUCUGCCUCCAGGGCAGCUGAAUAUAGACUCCUAAACUGGUGGACUCCUCUUAGUAAACAAAGAUACGUGGAAAAAUUGAAGUGUCUUACCAAUCAGUAUUCCAGGUUAGAGCUGAAGGUGGAGGGUAUUAAGACUAACGCAUUAGUGACUAGGGAUGAGGAUUUGGCCGAUCUGGCCGGGUUUAAGGUGGCUUACAAUGCGUACGUUGACAAGGAGUGGAAGGACGGACGGGAGCCUUUACUACCAGGUCUGAAAUUCACCACCAGGCAACUGUUCUGGAUCUCCAGUGCCAUACAGUUUUGUACAAAGUUCCCGCCCGAAUAUGUUAAGCAAAAAUAUUUAGGGAACUGGUAUAGGCACUCGCCCAGUGAGUUUAGGGUAAAUGGGCCUCUACAAAACCUCGAAGAAUUUUCCAAAGACUUCAAGUGUCCCACGGGCUCCUACAUGAAUCCUUAUGAAAAAUGCCAUAUAUGGUAGAAGAUUAUAUAAUAUAUUUUGGUUUCGUUCAUCAAUACUUUUUCGACAAUUUUGUUUCAUUUGUACCGUCAAAACAUCUAACAUGUCAAAUAUUCUCCAUUUUAAUUGUAUUAAUAUGAAUACGAAGGAUGUAGUGCCCUCUUUUAACCAAACAAACCUGACCCAUAUUAAAGGCUCUAAUCCUGAGAAUUAGCCAGACAUCGACAUGACUGAUAACUUAAUAAAUAUUUUUAAAUUUAUGUAUUGUAUUUUAACUCUUCAAUUAUUUUCACGUUUCAAUGUCUCUUUUUUUUCUUUCAGUUAAUAUAGAUAUUUGGAAUU
This is a messenger RNA of Anthonomus grandis grandis, 2679 nucleotides long. Its product is annotated as neprilysin-2-like. Gene Ontology annotation, cellular component: plasma membrane. The coding region runs from base 109 to 2358 and encodes 749 amino acids. NCBI's taxonomy places the organism in Eukaryota, Metazoa, Arthropoda, Insecta, Coleoptera, Curculionidae. The record is from RefSeq and is a predicted model, not a curated record. Gene Ontology annotation, molecular function: metalloendopeptidase activity. The transcript is spliced from 12 exons. Gene Ontology annotation, biological process: protein processing.